ACACACACACACACACACACGCUCACACAAGGGCGAGCGCUUACGCGCAAUCACGCGCACGCGUACACGCACCCACGCAUAGACCGGGUCUGUCGAGCCGGCCGCUGUUCUCGCAGCCCAGCGUCCCUAGAAUCGAGGCGCCUUGCAAUGAUCUCGCCGCAGCUGAAUUUGGAUGUUUUGACGCGGGACCUGUCUCAUUAUCUGGAAAACCAAGUGAAAGUUGGUCUUCUGGGCUCGGGAGUGGGGCUGUCUCUAGUGCUCGGUUUCAGCGCGGCGUACACCUGCUACUACCUCAUCUCGGUGGCCAAGAAGCCGCAGCUCAUUUCAGGAGGCAAGAAGUUCUACCAGUUCCUGCACGAGCAAUGCCCCAUCGUGUCGGAAACCUACUACCCCACCUUUUGGUGCUGGGAGAGCCGCAUCCAAACGCUGCUCAGACCCUUUGUCACGGCCAAGCCUGGAGUGGCCUACAGGAAUGAGCUUAUUAAGGCGGCAGAUGGAGGACAGAUCUCCUUGGACUGGUUCGACAACGAUGACAGCCUUGCUCAUCCUGACCCCGCCUCCAGACCCACCAUCCUCCUCCUCCCGGGGCUGACCGGCACCAGCCGAGAGUCCUACAUCCUGCACAUGGUCGAGCAGAGCCAGGAUCUGGGCUAUAGAGCGGUGGUUUUCAACAACAGAGGUGUGUCGGGGGAAACUCUGCUGACACCUAGGACCUACUGCGCCGCCAACACGGAAGACCUGGAGACCGUCAUCGAGUAUAUCCACACGACCUACCACAUGGCACCUAUCAUGGCGGCGGGAGUGUCCAUGGGCGGGAUGAUGCUGGCUAACUACUUGGGGCGCAAGGGCCAGGAGACGUGCCUGAGAGGGGUGGUGGUGUUCUCAGCCGGCUGGGACGUGUUUGAGUGCACGGCAUCGCUGGAAAAGCCUCUGGACCGCUUCCUCUUCAACUCCUACCUCACCAGCUGCCUGCAAGCCUCGGUGCACAGACACAGACCGGUGCUUGAAAAGUGUUACGACAUCGACCACGUUAUGAAGGCUAGGACCAUCCGAGAGUUUGACGAGAGAUUCACAUCCAUCAUGUUUGGCUACGCCACCAACGACGACUACUACCACGAUGCCAGUCCGGUCCACAGGCUGCAGUCUGUGCAGGUGCCCAUGCUGUGCCUCAACGCUGCUGACGACGUCUUUUCCCCGUCUCAUGCCAUCCCUGUGGAGGCAGUAAAGCAGAACCCCAACCUGGCCAUGCUCAUUACCUGCCACGGCGGCCAUAUUGGCUUCCUGGAGGGCCUGUGGCCAAGGCGGAGCACCUACAUGGACCGCGUCUUCCGCCAGUUCGCCCGCGCCGUCAUCGAGCAAGGCGGCCGACUCAAAGACCUCUCGUGAGAACGGAAUCAACCCCGCCCAGUCCUUUCUCGCCAAGCUGCAUUCCAUCCGUCCUUCCAUUCCCUCUCCAUCCCUCGAUUGACCUUCUUCCUCAUUCCUUCCAUCCCUUCCUCUUGCCACACGCAACAAAAAACAUUGUUCUGAUCUGAAGGGCACGUCCGAUUAGCUGCAGUCAUUUGAUUCAUGUAUUCCGCCAUACAAUCAUUGAUUGUGACACUGGAAAAAAAGGCUAAGUGUUUCGAACAUUGUUAAACAUGACAACACAUCCUUUUCACAUUCAACAGUAGGAUGUUAGCCCUCAGGGACUUUUUUUUUUGGUCUCUUUGAAUUAUUUUAAGGUGUCCGCUUUCAUUUGAAAGGACUUUUUGGGCGGAUUUUUUUUUUUUUUUCCAAAGCUAAAGCUAAAAACACAAGAUUGCUUUGUGGAUUGCACAAGGCUUAACUCCAUUUCAAUGCAUGUCAGCAACUUUGCACAAAUUCAUCGACCGUGUAC
This is a messenger RNA of Hippocampus comes (tiger tail seahorse), 1879 nucleotides long. RefSeq names its product abhydrolase domain containing 3, phospholipase (gene abhd3). The coding region runs from base 148 to 1386 and encodes 412 amino acids. Gene Ontology annotation, biological process: medium-chain fatty acid biosynthetic process; phosphatidylcholine metabolic process; medium-chain fatty acid catabolic process. Gene Ontology annotation, molecular function: A2-type glycerophospholipase activity; glycerophospholipid phospholipase A1 activity; monoacylglycerol lipase activity. Lineage: Eukaryota; Metazoa; Chordata; Actinopteri; Syngnathiformes; Syngnathidae. The record is from RefSeq and is a predicted model, not a curated record. The transcript has 9 exons.